AUGUCCGCUGAUGCACGAGAAGCGGUCGAGAAGCGGUCCGGGGAGACCGACGAAUGCGCGGCACAGGCCCAGUUCCUUAGAAACGAGCAGCGUCUGCAGCGGAAUUUGCCGCUCAAAGAGCAGUACGACGCCGUUAUCGAGGAAUAUUUAGAGCUAGGCCACAUGACAGCGGUUACACCCAGUCAUGACUCCGGCCAUUACUACCUUCCACAUCACGGCGUGUUUAAACCCGACAGCACCACAACCAAACUGCGCGUGGUCUUCAACGCCUCCAGCCCGUCUUCCAACGGGAAAAGCCUCAACGACACAUUGCAUUCGGGGCCAGUCCUUCAGUCUGACUUGACCAUGCAAAUCCUGAGGUGGCGAGUCUUCAGCUGUGUCUUCAAUGCCGACAUCAGCAAGAUGUACCGCCAGAUCCAAGUGUCUUCCCAACACACGCCCUAUCAGCGAAUACUCUUUCGCGACCGUAAUGGACAAUUGCGCACCGUACCUCGCCCUUCGCGUCAUUAA
This is a messenger RNA of Drosophila obscura, 510 nucleotides long. RefSeq lists its product as uncharacterized. The record is from RefSeq and is a predicted model, not a curated record. NCBI's taxonomy places the organism in Eukaryota, Metazoa, Arthropoda, Insecta, Diptera, Drosophilidae. The transcript has 2 exons. Bases 1 to 510 code for a protein of 169 amino acids.